AUGGAUAAUUUAUUGAAAAAAAAUAGAGCCUUACAUAGUUUAUCAAAGCUACAAUAUAAGGAGGAUAUUAAUAUUGUUAGUGAAUUAAAGAUGGGAAAUGUUUUUGAUGACGUAAAUCAAGGCUUAUCUAUUGAUGAUCUUCCAGAUGGAUUAGAGGAGUUCAACAGAGAAUACAUGAAUAAGAAUGAACGCUAUAACAUACCUGAAAAAUAUUUUGAAUCAGAAUUUUUUGAUUUGUUUAUUACAUGCAGGAAUUUUGUAUCUCAUUUCAUAGGAAUAAAAAAAAUAAGAAUGUACUCUAGAAAUGAAGAAAUACUAGAAUCCACAUGGUCUCAUGAUGGAAUAAAUCCAAUCACUCGGCUAAUAUUUUAUGAUAUUUAUGACUUGACUUAUCAAUGGCAAGUCUUUAAAUAUUGUUAUUCUCUAUUUAUUUUAUAUGAUCUCUUAUUGUUAUUCAUAAAUUUUCAUAGGGACAAUAACAUGAGUGAGGCUACAAGAGAAAGAAACGAUGAUACAAAUGGCCCAUGGAAAAAGCCUGACCUACAUGGUUACAUAUUUGGAAAAUUUUUAAAUUGGGAAAUAUGUUAUGGUGAAAUCAGUAAUGGUCUGAGAAAAAGAAACACAAGCUGUACUGAUCAUAUAAAAAAUGAUCACAAUAAAUUACUAAAGUUUGCUAAAGAUGGUUGGGAUAAGAUGAUAAAUUCAUUCAAGAAUAAACCCACUGAUAUUAAUUUUUUCUACUCUUUAGGAACCAUCGUUGAAAUUUUCAUUGUGGAUAGGAAAUAUUAUCCCUUACAUAGAGCUCGUAGACUAUGUUGUAUAUAUAUACCAUUGGAUGAUAACAAUGAAUCAUUUACAGAGACAAUUAUUUCACUAAUCUGCAUCAUAUAUUCAGUAAAUCAAAGAUUGAAAAAAUCACUAAAUAUCAUAAAUGAGAUAGAACAAACAUCAUUUCAGGAAUUACACAACGUUGAAAAGAAUGAUUUAGUUACAAUUCUUACUUAUGAUAGUGAUUGA
Entrophospora sp. SA101 is the source of this 1017-nucleotide messenger RNA. Lineage: Eukaryota; Fungi; Glomeromycota; Glomeromycetes; Entrophosporales; Entrophosporaceae. The record is from the annotation of a GenBank genome assembly.